This is a messenger RNA of Daldinia caldariorum, 1152 nucleotides long. RefSeq names its product proteasome component pre6. Gene Ontology annotation, biological process: ubiquitin-dependent protein catabolic process. The coding region runs from base 247 to 1053 and encodes 268 amino acids. The transcript has 5 exons. Lineage: Eukaryota; Fungi; Ascomycota; Sordariomycetes; Xylariales; Hypoxylaceae. The record is from RefSeq and is a predicted model, not a curated record. Gene Ontology annotation, cellular component: nucleus; proteasome core complex, alpha-subunit complex; proteasome core complex.
CUUAGAUAAUAGGUACUUAGGUACAUUAUACCUUAGAGCUAUCUGUGGCUUGAGCUUCAGGCGUCCCCCCCUCUAGCGUUUGGCUACAGGGAGCUUCGUAACUCUGGCAGCCUUGCGUACCUACCUCUAGCUCACGUCAACCUCGCCGAAAUCCCAAGUCAUUCUUGAGCAUUACCACAGCUCACAACGCACCUCUUCAGACCCUAUCCAAAUCUUUUUUUUUCUUAAUUUCUACCACUCUUCAACAUGGCGUCGGGAUACGAUAGAGCUCUUUCCGUGUUCAGUCCGGAUGGACACGUCUUCCAGGUAGAAUAUGCCGGUGAAGCUGUGAAGCGAGGUACCUGCGCCGUCGGCGUGAAAGGUGCAGAUAUCGUCGUGCUAGGUUGCGAGAAGAGAUCGGCUAUGAAGCUGCAAGACACGCGCAUUACCCCCUCCAAGAUCGGCCUCAUCGACACCCACGUCUGCCUCGCAUUUGCGGGCCUAAACGCCGACGCCCGAAUCCUAGUAGACAAGGCGCGACUAGAGGCGCAAUCGCACCGCCUGACGGUUGAGGAUCCGGUAUCGAUCGAGUACAUUACCAAGUACGUCGCCGGCGUGCAGCAGAGAUAUACGCAGAGCGGUGGUGUGCGACCCUUCGGAAUCAGCACGAUGAUCGUAGGCUUCGACAAGGGCAGCAAAGUGCCUAGACUUUAUCAGACCGAGCCGAGCGGUAUCUACUCCGCGUGGAAAGCAAACGCCAUCGGCCGCUCGAGCAAGACGGUCCGAGAAUUCUUAGAGCGCAACUACAAGGAAGAUAUGGAUCGCGAGGCAACCAUUCGGCUGGCUAUUAAGUCGCUACUGGAAGUCGUGCAGACGGGUGCAAAGAACAUCGAAAUCGCCGUCAUGGCUCCUGGAAAGACGCUUGAGCUAUUGCCGGUGGAAGACAUCGAGGGCUACGUCAAGAAUAUCGAGCAGGAGAAGCAGGAGGAAGCCGCUAAGAAGAAGACCGGUCGAACACCGGGGACCGGUAGCGCGGCUAUCCUAACUAGAGAGCGGGAAGGCGGUAGUGAUUAAGCAUGAGGCGCAGCCGAGGUUUUAUAUGGCUUUAGAAGAUGAACAAUAAGGGCAUGUCACUAUUAGUACACUAUCAGCCCAAAAGCGUGCACCAUCGUC